AGGGUUCCCCGGGACUGUCCAUCAUUUAAAGGGUGCCCGGGACUGUCCAUCAUUUUAAAGGGUUCCCCGGGACUGUCCAUCAUUUUAAAGGGUUCCCCGGGACUGUCCAUCAUUUUAAAGGGGACCUCGGGACUGUCCAUCAUUUUUAAAGGGUGCCUCGGGACUGUCCAUCAUUUUUAAAGGGUGCCUCGGGACUGUCCAUCAUUUUAAAGGGUGCCUCGGGACUGUCCAUCAUUUUAAAGGGUGCCUCUGGGACUGUCCAUCAUUUUAAAGGGUGC
Messenger RNA from Staurois parvus, 278 nucleotides. NCBI's taxonomy places the organism in Eukaryota, Metazoa, Chordata, Amphibia, Anura, Ranidae. The record is from the annotation of a GenBank genome assembly.